CGGCUGCUCUUCUGUUGUUUCAGACCAUCCUCCACCCUCUCUGUGUUAAGUAUCCCCCGUCCACCGAGUACCGGCGACGCUUCCUAACCCAGCUCAUCAAACAGCAUGAAUCCACAGCUGCCGAGCCCCUGGAUGAGCUCUAUGAUGCUCUGGCAGGGAUCCUAAAUGAGGAAGAAUCUACUCGUUGCUACAAAAACUACUUACUGCCCACGGGGGAUGCUGUCACCCUCUCUGAGAGCGUGGCCCUGGUCUCUGGAGGAACCACGGGGCUGGUGACGUGGGAUGCUGCUCUGCACCUCGCCACCUGGGCCAUGGGGCACCCCGGGGUGCUCAGCGACAGGACAGUGCUGGAACUGGGCAGUGGGAUUGGCUUCACGGGAAUUGCCAUCUGCAAAACCUGCAGUCCCAAAACUUACAUAUUUAGUGACUGCCACCCCCGUGUCCUGCGGCAGCUGACAGAAAACAUCCUCCUGAACGGCCUGGAGGUGGGGCCUGGGACUCCUCCUCCUCCUCACAGCCCAGCCCCGCCCCAGGGCCGGCCGGCGGAGGCGGCGAAUCGCCCAAGCCCCAACGUACUGGUUGCUGAGCUGGACUGGGGCUCAGCCACCGAGAGCCAGCUGCUGGGCCUUCAUCCCGACGUCAUCAUCGCAGCAGAUGUGGUGUAUGAUCCAGAGAUAAUUUUGGCCCUUAUUGGCGUGCUACAGAAGCUCUCCACUUGCAGAGCAGCUGGGAAACCUCCCCAGGUCUACGUCGCUUCCACCGUCCGCAACCCCGACACACAUUCCCUCUUCCAGGCUGAGCUUGCUGAGGCUGGGAUUGGAUGGCAGAUGAUCCCAGCCCACAGCAACAGGAGUUUUCUUUAUGAUGUGCAGCCAAAUGUGACCAUCCUACAGCUAUUUCUAUAG
This is a messenger RNA of Merops nubicus (carmine bee-eater), 905 nucleotides long. It is a transcript of the gene EEF2KMT, whose product is annotated as family with sequence similarity 86, member A. The transcript has 6 exons. The annotation marks the transcript as partial. NCBI's taxonomy places the organism in Eukaryota, Metazoa, Chordata, Aves, Coraciiformes, Meropidae. The record is from RefSeq and is a predicted model, not a curated record.